AUGGCGACGACGGCCAAGGACGCGGUGCUGGCGCUGCAGCUCACGUGCCGGGGCGAUGCCGCCAGGGAGAGCACUCUGCGCGACUGGGUAAAGUUCCUGGAGGGCCGCUGCGAGACGGCGCUGCUGCAGAGCCUGCCCAAGACGCCCACUGGCGCGGCCAUCGACUGGCUCAAGCUGUACGAGGAGGUGGUGGCGCGCGGGGGCUUCGCGGUCGUCUCGCAGCGCCAGCAAUGGGCGGAGAUCCAGGGCGCCAACGGUCUCAACGUCAAGGGGCUGAUGCCCUACCAGCUGGCGGCGCACUACGACAAGUACUUGCGCGCGUUCGAGGAGAAGCAGCUCUUCGGCCGGGACCUCCCGCCGUCCCUGGCCACGAUGAGCGUGCUGUCCUCCAAGCGCCGCGCGCAGCAGAGCGAGAUGACGGACGACGACGCGCCCGUCGCCACGAUGCAGGACCUUCACGACGCCCAGGGCGGCACGGGCGGGACCCCGUUGCCGCGCGCGAACAAGCGGUUCAAGGCCCAGCAGGAGCUCCAGACGCACCUCGGGUCGCUGCACAACAUCGUGCUGGCGCUGGACUCGGACAUCCCGGAGCAGGUUAUGCAGGCGCUGAACCUGCUGACUGUUUUGUCGUACGGGGACAGCUCGGGCGAUGCGAAUGCGUCGCACCAGCACAUGCACCACCACCAUCAGACUGGGACGUCGGCCGCGACGAACGCCAAUGCUACGGCGAACGAGAACGAGCUGCUGGUGGACAACGUGCCUGGACUGCUGGACGCGCUGUAUCGGCAGUUGGUGGCGUGCAGGCUGCUGCCGAGUGAGAAGGAGCUGGAGCAGCAGCAGGCGAGAAGGAGGCUGCUGAAUCUGACGGUGGAGGACGGAGAGCGUGAACUGCUUGACUCCCGCGCGCUCAUGGUGCUGAACAUUCUGCGUAACUUGGCUAUCAUCGGCGCAAACGAGAAGCCGAUCGCCGCGCAUGACGAGCUGUGCGUCUUCUUCAUCAUGGCGCUGCGGUACGUGAACAGCAGCGACGCGCGGAAUUGCCGCGGUGGACGCUCUCGCGCGGCGGUGGAUAUUGGGGAUCAUGUGCUCGACACGCUGUGCGCUAUCUCGAAGCGCAUCGAUUUCCUUGCGCUCCACCCGCCCGCUGCUCUCGAGGUUUGGCACCCACAGUACCAGUUGAGUUCUCAACUGUGGAAGAAGGAGCGCGUGGUCCCGUUGGAGUGCCUGUUGCGCGAGCUGCGCCGCAUUCUCGUUGGCCGCGAACUCAAGCAGCAGCGGCGGUCCGUGGUGCUCCGCGCGUGUGAAUUGCUCACUAACGUGUGCCGUGAUGUUGGUAUCAAGAAGUAUCUAUCGUCGAGUGCUGCUCUUCAAGAUCCGGCUUUGCUGGACCGCGUCGUGGGGCUGAUGGGCUGCUCCCGGCAGGAGUUUCUACCUCGCGGAUCAAAGCACAAGCAACAGCAGCAAGCGCAUGGAUUCCCGGCAGAGGCAAACUAUGACAUGGAUGCAGAGGACUCGGAGGACUCCGAAGACGACGAGACGGACGGAGACGACAACAGCAGGUGGCCUGCACCAUGGGAAAACGACGGUCUGCCGUCCGGUAUCGGCAUGGGUGUUGUGUUCGUCAGCCCGGAGGGUGUUCGCCACACCACAUCAUCACCGCACGUCGGUGGAACUCAUGCAGCACACUCCGUGCAGUUUGGCGACGAAGCGAUUCAACUGGACCACGAAAUGCGUGAUGCUGCGUUGGAGGUGCUCUUCCGCCUGUCAGACUACGACGACGCCACCAAGCUUCGAAUGGCGCAGCACCCGACAUGCAUGAGGCGGCUAGCAGGCGCUCUUCUCUCCUGCGUCGGAAGGCCCGAAGCCUCUCGGAUCAUCGUGGCCACACUGUGCAACAUCUCGAUGAACCGCGCAACGUUCCCGUACUUCCUGGCGAUCGAGAAGGACCUGAUCCUGGUCGCGUGCUCCGACGUCAGCGUCUCGGAUAUCCUCAACAACGUCGUCGCCGACGUCUACGGCAUGCACUCCCUGUAA
This is a messenger RNA of Phytophthora sojae, 2034 nucleotides long. RefSeq lists its product as hypothetical. Bases 1 to 2034 code for a protein of 677 amino acids. The transcript is spliced from 2 exons. Gene Ontology annotation, molecular function: DNA binding. The record is from RefSeq and is a predicted model, not a curated record. Lineage: Eukaryota; Oomycota; Peronosporomycetes; Peronosporales; Peronosporaceae.